Molecule: messenger RNA, 141 nt
Organism: Funneliformis caledonium
Lineage: Eukaryota; Fungi; Glomeromycota; Glomeromycetes; Glomerales; Glomeraceae
Source: the annotation of a GenBank genome assembly
GAGUCGAGCCGGCUCACAAGACUACCCCACAGGGUCUAGUUCAAAUAAAGCCAAUUUAGUAAAACAAGCGCCUUCUAUUCCAGCUAAAGUGGAGACACAAAACAAUGACUCUUCAAGUUCCAAAGACCCAAUUCUGGACGA